Alternaria alternata is the source of this 1069-nucleotide messenger RNA. RefSeq names its product mitochondrial co-chaperone GrpE. Gene Ontology annotation, molecular function: protein-folding chaperone binding; adenyl-nucleotide exchange factor activity; protein homodimerization activity. Gene Ontology annotation, cellular component: PAM complex, Tim23 associated import motor. Gene Ontology annotation, biological process: protein import into mitochondrial matrix; protein folding. Lineage: Eukaryota; Fungi; Ascomycota; Dothideomycetes; Pleosporales; Pleosporaceae. The coding region runs from base 39 to 728 and encodes 229 amino acids. The transcript has 2 exons. The record is from RefSeq and is a predicted model, not a curated record.
ACUUGCAUCUCCUGCUUCUCCAUAUUAUACACUACACAAUGUUGCAAAGAACUAUCCUCCGCGCCUCAAGACAGCAGACUGCCCGCCAAAUACGGGCUUUUGCGCCACUACGUCAACAAGCACCCAUCACAAGAGCAGUAGCCACACCUGCUAUUCGAUGGUAUUCGGAUGCUGCGCCCGCAAAAGAGGGAGAAGCCGCCGAGAAGAAGGAGGAUGCGCCCGCACAGAACAACGAGGCAACACAAUUGAAGGAGCAGCUGGAGAAGAAGGACAAGGAAGUCGUCGAGCUCAAGGACAAAUACCUCCGCUCAGUCGCCGACUUCCGCAACCUCCAAGAACGCACAGCACGUGAGAUCAAGGCCGCAAAAGACUUCGCCAUCCAGCGCUUCGCUCGCGACCUUGUAGAAUCUGUCGACAACCUUGACCGCGCCCUGGGUACUGUCCCGGAAGAGAAGCUCAAGGGCGACAACAGCGACCUCAUUGCUCUCCACGACGGUAUCAAGAUGACCGACACCAUCCUCAUCAACACGCUUAAGAAGCACGGCUUGGAGCGAUUCGACCCCAGCGAAGCCGCAGAGAAGUUCGACCCCAACAUUCACGAGGCCGUUUUCCAGGCGCCGCAACCCGACAAGGAGGACGGUACUUGCUUCCACACUCAACAGAAGGGUUUCAAGCUCAACGGACGGACACUGCGACCAGCCAAGGUUGGCGUUGUCAAGAACGCCUAAAUGCACGAUUGAACGAGGCCUGAAUGACGUUCCAUAUACGCGGAUAGUGGUGUUCAUGACCUAUGUCACUGCCGCAACCAUUUCAUUCGCAUGUGUAUGACUACUACGGUUCGGCUCUAUUGACUGGUUGACACGGCGGUACAAUGGAGGUAUGGCGUUUUCGUGCUACCCACAAGGUGCACUUUGGUUUUUCAUCGGACAUUGUACAAAUAUUCCCCUCUCAGACGCAUUUUGGAAAAGUUGAGCAAGCACAAUGAUGAAAUGGCUUUGCAUGUAUUGUAAUAUUAGAUAUGACAGAUUACGAGCGAAAGAGCAAACUCAAGAGCAGCAAAGCAGUAUCA